Messenger RNA from Exophiala spinifera, 558 nucleotides. RefSeq lists its product as uncharacterized. The record is from RefSeq and is a predicted model, not a curated record. The coding region runs from base 1 to 558 and encodes 185 amino acids. The transcript has 4 exons. Lineage: Eukaryota; Fungi; Ascomycota; Eurotiomycetes; Chaetothyriales; Herpotrichiellaceae.
AUGGAUCAACAACAGCACAACCAGCAGCCAGUGGCUUCUGAGAAGUACGCCCAGGGCUAUCCCAGCAACGGCGCCCCUCAAUAUCCACCCAGCGCUGUUGUUCAAGACCAUCAGCAGCAGCCCUCUUACCAGCCUCACCAGCCUCAUCAGCACACGCACUCCGCUGGAAGCCAUGGAUCGUGGACGUUUGGACUGUUUGACUGCUUCUCUCCAUUUGGAACCUGCUGCUUGUCAUGCUGGUGCCCUUGCAUCCUCUACGGCAGGACUUACGCUCGUGAUCAUGGUGAUCCAGACGCAAGCGGCAUGAAUGCAUCUUGCUGUGCGUGGUAUAUGUUGUCUUGCUUCGGGGCUCAAUGCAUUCUCCAGUGCCUCAACCGCACCUCCAUGAGGGAGAGGCAUGGCAUCGAAGGUGGCAGCUGUGGUGAUUUCUGCACUUCCUGCUGCUGCACAUGCUGUGCAUUGAUCCAGGAGGACAAGGAGUCCAUCGUCAGAAAUACUGGUAUCAAUCCAAAGACGGAUCUGCCGUACAACCCUCCAACGCAGAUGACUUACCCAUAA